Messenger RNA from Gossypium raimondii (Peruvian cotton), 1773 nucleotides. Its product is annotated as UDP-glucose 6-dehydrogenase 5. The transcript is spliced from 2 exons. The record is from RefSeq and is a predicted model, not a curated record. Gene Ontology annotation, molecular function: NAD binding; UDP-glucose 6-dehydrogenase activity. Bases 185 to 1627 code for a protein of 480 amino acids. NCBI's taxonomy places the organism in Eukaryota, Viridiplantae, Streptophyta, Magnoliopsida, Malvales, Malvaceae. Gene Ontology annotation, biological process: glycosaminoglycan biosynthetic process. Gene Ontology annotation, cellular component: nucleus; cytosol.
GACUUUGCUUUUGAUGUGUGAAAACAAACAUAUUAGAUCUGAAGUAAUAGAUACAUGUUCUUUUUUCUGCCUAUUUAAGGACCUCUCUCCCUUGGGUCCUUCUUAUCAUUAAAAUUAUCUUCUUCCCCCUUUCUUUGAUUUCUCUCAAUUCUUCAUACUUUCAAGGUUGUAGGAAAGUGAAGAAAUGGUGAAGAUUUGUUGUAUUGGAGCUGGUUAUGUUGGAGGUCCAACAAUGGCAGUCAUUGCACUCAACUGUCCCUCCAUUGAAGUUGUCGUUGUUGACAUCUCGGUUACUCGAAUCUCAGCCUGGAACAGUGAUCAAUUACCAAUCUACGAGCCAGGUCUUAAUGAAGUGGUCAAACAAUGCAAGGGAAGGAACCUGUUCUUCAGCACCGACAUAGAAAAACAUGUCUCCGAAGCAGACAUAAUCUUUGUCUCUGUAAACACACCCACCAAAACCCGAGGUCUCGGUGCUGGCAAAGCUGCAGACCUCACAUAUUGGGAAAGUGCAGCAAGGAUGAUUGCUGAUGUAUCAAAAUCCAACAAAAUCGUCGUCGAGAAAUCGACGGUUCCGGUCAAAACAGCCGAAGCUAUCGAACGGAUCUUGACACAUAACAGCAAAGGGAUCAAAUAUCAAAUUCUAUCCAACCCAGAAUUUCUUGCCGAAGGGACUGCAAUUCAAGAUCUGUUUAAACCAGACAGGGUUCUUAUUGGUGGAAGGGAAACCCCUGAUGGUUUAAAGGCAAUUCAAGCAUUGAAAGAUGUUUAUGCUCAUUGGGUACCUGAAGAUCGUAUCAUUACGACUAAUCUUUGGUCUGCCGAGCUUUCUAAACUUGCGGCUAAUGCAUUUUUAGCUCAACGGAUUUCAUCGGUUAAUGCAAUGUCAGCUCUAUGUGAAGCUACCGGUGCCGAUGUUUCACAGGUUUCCCAUGCCGUCGGUAAGGACUCGAGGAUUGGACCAAAGUUCUUGAAUGCUAGUGUUGGGUUUGGUGGAUCUUGUUUUCAAAAGGAUAUAUUGAAUUUAGUAUAUAUAUGUGAAUGUAAUGGAUUAGCCGAAGUUGCAAAUUAUUGGAAACAAGUGAUUAAAGUGAAUGAUUAUCAAAAGAAUCGAUUUGUAAAUAGGGUGGUCUCGUCGAUGUUCAACACGGUUUCCGGCAAGAAAAUUGGUAUAAUGGGAUUUGCAUUCAAGAAAGAUACGGGUGAUACACGGGAGACUCCGGCUAUUGACGUAUGUAAAGGCUUGUUGGGGGAUAAGGCUCGGUUGAGUAUUUACGAUCCGCAGGCGACUGCGGAUCAGAUUCAGCGGGAUUUGACGAUGAACAAGUUUGAUUGGGAUCAUCCAAUUCAUCUUCAGCCCAUGAGUCCAACCGGUGUGAAGCAAGUGAGUAUUGCUUGGGAUGCUUAUGAAGCAAGCAAGGAUGCUCAUGCUUUGUGUAUUCUUACUGAAUGGGAUGAAUUCAAGACGCUUGAUUACCGGAGAAUUUUCGACAAUAUGCAGAAGCCGGCAUUUGUGUUUGAUGGCCGGAAUGUCGUGAAUGUGGAGAUGUUGAGGGACAUUGGUUUUAUUGUGUAUUCCAUUGGGAAGCCGCUUGAUCCUUGGCUUAAGAACAUGCCUGCUGUGGCAUGACCGACCUAUCUUUCUCUUUUUAACUAUACUACUAUCCGAAAACUUCAUUUUACUUAAUUUUUAUUUUUAACACCUAAGUUUGUAUUUUUUAUUUUUAUUGUUACUUUCAAAUUAUAUUUAUAGCAAAAUUUGUUAUUUCUAUGAAA